AUGGCCGACCGCUACUCCUUCUCGCUCACAACUUUCUCCCCCAGCGGAAAGCUGGUACAGAUCGAGUAUGCCCUCAACGCCGUCAACCAGGGUGUGACAGCACUCGGCAUCAAAGCCACCAAUGGCAUCGUCCUUGCAACUGAGAAGAAGUCAUCCUCGCCUCUCACCGAUCCCUCCUCGUUGUCGAAAGUCAGCCUCAUCACGCCUAACAUCGGCAUGGUCUACGCAGGCAUGGGGCCCGACUACAGAGUACUGGUCGACAAGGCGCGAAAGGUCACCCACACUGGCUACAAGCGCAUCUACAACGAGUACCCCCCGACCAGAAUAUUAGUCCAGGAUGUCGCGCGCGUCAUGCAGGAGGCUACACAGUCUGGUGGCGUGCGGCCGUAUGGCGUCAGUCUGCUCAUUGCGGGGUGGGACGAGGGUAUCUUGCCAGAUGAGGAGGCGGACGUCGAGGGAGAAGGCGAGGAUGUCGCUCAGAAGAAGAAGCUCUCGGGCAAGACAGGUGGCAUUCUUAAGGGCGGACCGAUGCUCUACCAGGUCGACCCCUCAGGUAGCUAUUUCCCCUGGAAGGCCACUGCAAUCGGCAAGAGCGCGACGACAGCCAAGACCUUCCUGGAGAAGAGAUACACAGAGGGUCUCGAGCUGGAAGAUGCGGUGCACAUUGCGCUUCUUACGCUGAAGGAGACGAUCGAGGGUGAAAUGAACGGCGAGACGAUCGAGAUUGGUAUCGUUGGGCCUCCAGCGGACCACCUCCUCGGCGUCGAGGGUGUGCCCGACGCCACGGGCCCGCGGUUCCGGAAACUGACCCCCCAGGAGAUUGAGGAUUACCUCACGAAUCUGUGA
Microdochium trichocladiopsis is the source of this 846-nucleotide messenger RNA. Its product is annotated as proteasome A-type and B-type. NCBI's taxonomy places the organism in Eukaryota, Fungi, Ascomycota, Sordariomycetes, Xylariales, Microdochiaceae. Gene Ontology annotation, biological process: ubiquitin-dependent protein catabolic process. The transcript is spliced from 5 exons. Bases 1 to 846 code for a protein of 281 amino acids. The record is from RefSeq and is a predicted model, not a curated record. Gene Ontology annotation, cellular component: proteasome core complex, alpha-subunit complex; proteasome core complex.